AUGCGUGGAAAAGUUCAAAAAGUUCAUCAGCUUGACACAUUGCCUGUAGAAGUGGUCCACCUUUCCACGGGAUUGCAUGUACCAGCUGCAGGAAAUAAUCCCAACGCUCCACCUGACGCAGCCCCGACCGAAGUAACUAUGGCGGCUAACCAACAGGCGAACAACGUCAACAAUCAAGCAGAAGCGAACGCAGAAAAUGAGGCGACUGCGGAUCAGCUUGUCCCCGAGGAGGGUGACUAG
Rhizoctonia solani is the source of this 240-nucleotide messenger RNA. RefSeq lists its product as uncharacterized. The transcript has 2 exons. Bases 1 to 240 code for a protein of 79 amino acids. NCBI's taxonomy places the organism in Eukaryota, Fungi, Basidiomycota, Agaricomycetes, Cantharellales, Ceratobasidiaceae. The record is from RefSeq and is a predicted model, not a curated record.